Electrophorus electricus (electric eel) is the source of this 888-nucleotide messenger RNA. RefSeq names its product fibroblast growth factor 1b (gene fgf1b). The record is from RefSeq and is a predicted model, not a curated record. Gene Ontology annotation, molecular function: growth factor activity. NCBI's taxonomy places the organism in Eukaryota, Metazoa, Chordata, Actinopteri, Gymnotiformes, Gymnotidae.
CUGGAGUCAUAUCCAGACCCGAUUCAUACAAGAGACCGCUAGAGAGACGAGGAGAGAGACAUGCCGGCUCAGGUGGGAACGUACAACGCUCUUUUUUUCGCAGGGGCAUUUGUUGGGGGCAGGACGUGCUGACUCCGGACCUCUUUCCAAAAUGACGGAGGGGCAUGUUGGCGUCCUCGCACCGGGGCCAACGAAAUUUGAUCUUAACCAACCGAAUUAUAAACUUCUGAGAAGACUCUACUGCAAGAACGGAGGAUAUCAUUUACGUGUACUGCCAAGCGGUGCUGUAGAUGGCAGUCGACAAGAGAACGACGUUUACACUGUCCUAAAAGUGAAAGCAGUGAAUGCAGGAGUGGUGGCAAUCAAAGGGCACACGACGGAGAGUUACUUGGCCAUGGACAAACACGGACAACUUUAUGGCACUCCCACACUGAACGACGAGUGUUAUUUCUUGGAGAGGAUGGAGGAGAACCACUACAACACGUACAGGUCACAGAAGUACAAGGACCUUGGCGACUGGUACGUGGGAAUCAAAAAAAGCGGACAGGUGAAAAGGGGCCCCAGAACCCACCGGGGCCAGAAUGCUGUAUACUUCCUGCCAAUUCCAAUUCCGUGAAUAUCUGCAUCCAAUGAGGUUUCAGCUGGGUGACUUCACAUGGCUUUUUGGAAUUAAUAAUGCGCACCGAAUUGCAUAUGACCAAGAAAGUAAAGUAAAAACAAUUACUGAUGUAUUUAUAGAGGACAUAAAGCUUGUUUUAGGAAAGUGCUAUUUUGUUAUUUAUUCUUUUCUUCAAUGUACAUAUUAAUGCAAAAAAUGUGUAAUAGUAAUGUUUUGUUUACUAAAUCAUAUUCAUCAUAUUUGUAUCAUGAUAAAGUAUUUUGAUAUUA